This is a messenger RNA of Lactuca sativa (garden lettuce), 969 nucleotides long. It is a transcript of the gene DET2, whose product is annotated as 3-oxo-5-alpha-steroid 4-dehydrogenase family protein. NCBI's taxonomy places the organism in Eukaryota, Viridiplantae, Streptophyta, Magnoliopsida, Asterales, Asteraceae. The record is from RefSeq and is a predicted model, not a curated record. Gene Ontology annotation, biological process: brassinosteroid biosynthetic process. Gene Ontology annotation, cellular component: membrane. Gene Ontology annotation, molecular function: 3-oxo-5-alpha-steroid 4-dehydrogenase activity.
AUUGUUAUACGAAAAAAAUACCUUAACCAAAUACUAAUAAGGAUAUAUUAGUUUUCACAUCGGUGUCCACCAUUUUUAAAGGAAGUUUGCUUUUCGGAAUCGGAGGUGAUGCAUUUAACCCCAAUUUCUUAGAUCACAGUCAACCCUUCUGCAGAGAUGCCUUCCGAUCAAGCUUUCUUCCAUUACUCCGUUAUCUCCUACUUCCUCAUCGCACCACCCACCUUCAUCUCCUGCCAGUUCACGACCGCCCCUUACGGCAAGCACCACCGGAAGGGAUGGGGUCCCACCAUCUCCCCACCAUUAGCCUGGUUCCUCAUGGAAAGUCCCACCCUAUGGUUCACACUCCUCCUCUUCCCACUGGGCCAACACCGUUCUGAUCCAAAAUCCAUCAUCCUCAUUUCACCUUUCAUCUUCCACUACUUCCACCGCACCAUCAUCUACCCUCUCCGCCUCCGCCGCAAACUCUCAAAUGGGUAUCCGAUCAGUGUCGCUCUCAUGGCCUUCACGUUCAACCUCUUUAAUUCUUACUUGCAGACCAGAUGGGUGUCCGAAUACGCCGAUUACAUAAACGAUGGGUGGUUCUGGUGGCGGUUUUGCGUUGGAUUGGCGGUUUUCUUGGGUGGUAUGGCGGUGAAUGUGAAGUCAGAUAUGGAAUUGAUGAAAUUGAAGAGUGCCGGCGGUGGGUAUAAGAUUCCGAGAGGCGGUUUCUUUGAACUUGUGAGCUGCCCAAAUUACUCCGGUGAGAUUGUGGAGUGGUUGGGUUGGGGAUUGAUGACCGGGUCAUGGGUCGGGUUAGGGUUUUUCGUAUACACGUGUGCCAACUUGGUGCCGAGGGCACGUGCGAAUCACAAGUGGUAUAUGGAGAAAUUUGGUGAAGAUUAUCCCAAAGGGAGGAAGGCUGUAAUCCCAUUUGUGUAUUGAGUUGUUGAAUUAUCGUGUUCAUUAAUGUGAAACUUCUUUUUCUAGUUA